This is a messenger RNA of Zychaea mexicana, 1077 nucleotides long. Its product is annotated as Alg9-like mannosyltransferase family-domain-containing protein. The transcript is spliced from 7 exons. Gene Ontology annotation, cellular component: endoplasmic reticulum membrane. The record is from RefSeq and is a predicted model, not a curated record. Gene Ontology annotation, molecular function: alpha-1,2-mannosyltransferase activity. The coding region runs from base 1 to 1077 and encodes 358 amino acids. Gene Ontology annotation, biological process: GPI anchor biosynthetic process. Lineage: Eukaryota; Fungi; Mucoromycota; Mucoromycetes; Mucorales; Lichtheimiaceae.
AUGCUCGUUCUAAUAAGCAGUUAUUCAGAUAUUUUAUCUAGUGGCCGUCGCUUCGUAGGCGCAGUGUUUCCAUUCCUACUCGGAGGAACCAUUGUCGCUGCAGGAUGCAUCCUUGCCGAUUCGUUAUUCUAUCAAACGUUGCAUAUUACAUUGGCCGAAAAAUCGAUCGAAACCUUUGUGGAUGUAAUGGAUGUCAUCAGCGAUCCAGGAAAGUGGUCGCGGGUUCGUAUAUCGGGUACAGUUGUCCUGACGCCAUUAAACAAUAUACUGUAUAAUGCCAAAGUCGAGAACCUUAAAGAUCAUGGUCUGCAUCCGCGCUACUUGCAUCUGCUGGUUAACUUCCCAUUGUUGUAUGGCCCACUGAGUACAAGCGCCUUGGUGUCAUUACUAUGGAGACCAAGAACAAGCCCAUUGCUCUACUAUGUUCUCGUCAGCGUGAUUAUCUUGGCAAUGACAGGCUUAUCCAUCAUGCCACAUCAAGAAGCCCGGUUCUUAACGCCUAUGAUGGUCCCGCUUGUGUUGGUAUACACAUGGAAUCGCGUCAAGAUCAACAGAGUGUUUUGGUUUCUUUGGCUAGCUUCCAAUGUUGCUACUACGUUUAUUUUCGGCGUCCUUCAUCAGGGAGGCUUGGUUCCAGCAAUGAUAUUCUUACAGCAGCAGUCGCUAGGCAUGGAAGGCUGUCAUGUGUUGGAAAACAGUGGUUUAGGCUGUGCGUUUGGUGAAAUCGGUAAUCCGGAUAGACCAAAUGUCAAAGUACAAGAUUUCGGAGGGCAAUUCGACUCGCUCUACGAAGCACUGCAAGAACGAGCUGGAAUCCCGUUUGUUCCACAUAGCCCACAUAUGAACUUUGCGCCAUCGAAACAAGUGGCAGGUGAAUACGAACGAACACUUGUGGUUGCUCCGAGUAUGGCAAUGCUGCCCAAGCUAGAUGACGGUCGCUAUUUGCUUCUUGCCAGCUUCACGCCUCACGUGAACUUUGAUGACAUACCAGUGCUGAUGGAUCUGUUGAUUCAAGGAAAAUUUUCAAGAGCACUGAUGAGCCUGAAUAUUUACAUGGUCCUGACUGAAGAAAAUUAA